GUCGACUCUUUUAAUGAUUCAGUUAGCGCAAGAUCAUUGCAAUUCGGUGUCUCUCAGUCAUCUACUUCUGUCUGUCCAUCCAUCCAUCCAUCCAUCUCACUGUAUCUUCCGCUUCAGCUGUGUCUCCAUGUCGGUCUGCCGCUUGUCCAUCCUCGCCUGUCGCUGGUCCAUCUGCUUCUGCCGCGCGUCUAUUUCUACCAGUAGCUUGUUCACUCCUUGCAAGACUAACAGGAAGAACAAGAGACACAUAAUGGCUCACUUGCGUUGUGUGAAUCAGUGUCCUCUCACCCGCCAUGACGUCAGGAGAAGUCGCGUUGUGGUAAUCUGCCGCCCUGAUCCGCUCGUCGAUGCUCUCACCCGAAAAAUCCACCUUUGGAGGAUCGGGAGAAUAGGAGUCGGCCCGAGCCUUGAUUUGACAGCAGAUUCAAAGCAGAAUGAAUUUGACAAACUUCGUUGUCUUUCCUUCUUUGGUGACUUACUAAUAGACACUCGAUCUGUACGAAGAGCAUGAAGAAGCGGAGUAUGCUGAGUGGCGUGAGAAGGGUGAGUACAAUGGCGUUCCACAGUCGCUGCCACAGCCAUUCUGCGCGCUGGAAGAGGCACGGCCAGGGAGCAUCCAGUCUAUAGGCCCAGUGUUCAAAUUGUCGUCCAUAGGCCGAGUAUUCAUAAGGGUCGAUAUGGAAACAGUCCUUGUCGCGCAGCACACGUGGCAGCCGCUCCAGAGCCGAGAGGAUAAAUGCGGGUGUGAAUGCGACGGUGAAGAGAAGCCCAUCGAUGAUGGCAUACAGAGACACCAUGCACUCGCAGGUGUUGCGGCACAUUGUCGACUGCCGACGCCGAUCUCUGUCGAUGAGAGAGGCGAGAUGCCGCAAGGGUUCCGACAGAAGGAAAGCUGCAAAACCAAUGGAUGACAUGUCUGCAUGCGUGUCCGGGCUUGCUCACCGAUGAGGUUGAAUGGCGGCGGCAGGCGCUCGUGCGGCGGCAUUGUGAGAUAUUCAUUCAACACGCGAAUGCGGAGCAGCCUGCACAAUUCCAUAAGCCUCUGCCCUUGUCACUUCCUGUUGGCCUUGUUUGCUUACUGGUACUGCGCGUCCUGUGUGUCCUCGAUCGCCGAGUACGUGGACGCCUGACAGACAAUACAGACGUCGGAUCGGUCAUGUAGCACAAUCGAUUUGUGGUUUGUGUCUCACCAUAAUGGCGAUGAGCAAAUUGAGCUAUUGAUGAAUGCGGGCAGAGAGAGAAAGGAAAGGGACUUCUCGUAUGUGCUCGUCCGUUGACGAAUUAGUGACGCCAAGGCUUACGAGUAUGAUGGAGGAGAGGAUGAUGUAGGUGAACAGCAGGACGGCCCCCAGCGUGUCGUGGCCCUCUAUGGCGUUGGUCAACGCGUCGUUGAAGUCUCCAAGCCCGGCGUAGAAACUGCAAAAGCCAAGGAUAUGACACGACCACUGUCACGCAUGCUGACGAGCUCACAUACGCACAGUGUGAGCAUGGCCCGGCCGUAGGAGCCGAAGUACUGGUGGUCUUCGUCGGACGAGAGGAUGGUGAAGACGCCCGCGAAGACCAGCAGGAUGUAGAGGUACAGCAGCAGAAAUUUCCUGACGUCCGACAGCGUCCUCACCACAGCGCUGACACAUACACCCAUUACACACAGCAUGAGACACCUCUGUGUGUGUGUCUCUGUGACUCUCAUGGUUCCCUCACAGAAUGAGCGGUCCGACGUUGGGGAGAAGACUGGCGGCUUGCAGGAGCCGCAGGGCGAACAAGAGCGGGACCACUAUACCUGAGGCGACCUCUGCUUCCGGCGACCAGCCGAGGAAGUGGAUGGCAAUGAAGGCGGCGAUCGACACGCCCGAGACACAGUCGAGGUAGUUCCUGCAUGAAAGCAGGUUGAGAUCAAGAGUGUGAUGAACCUUCCAGGUUGAGAUCGGGAAGGUUUAUUUACCAGGAGUCCUUCCAAUAGUGUGCCUUCAAGCGGAAGAGCUGUGCACAUGGCAGAAAACAUCAAGACGAUACGGAUUCUCUAGUUAAGUUUGUUGUCUCCCUUCUUCCUUACUUGGAACCACUCGACUACAAUGAAGCCAAAGCCAAACGCCAGGGCACUCCACAGCCACACGGACUGCCCCUCUGCAGCCGCUCUCGUGUUGCCGUCUCCUUUGAUGUUUCUCGUGUAGAGCAGCACAGAGAAGACCCUGCCCGACCGAGAAAAGAAUACCAUGUCUCUUCCUGGCUGUGGUGGCUUCUCUAUGCUCUCUUACAUCAGAAUCAUUGACAGUACGCGGCUGAAGAAUGCACUCCGAGGGGAAAGCCCCGUUCCAUGGCUUUUCAUCUUUCGCCUGAUCUCCUCAGCGGUGUAUUCAUAAAACAAGUCGAGUGGCCGUCCAUAGCUAUAAAUCUUCUGCCAGUGGUGUGUGAUGAGGUUGAUGCAAUUGGCUGUCGCAAUCGAAUGAAAGGCAGGAAUGUAAGUCGAAUGUAGAAAAUGUCGCGGUGGUACCUUGCGUGACCACUGUCAGGGGCUCAGCAGACUCCAAGUGCUCAAGAAACUCCUCCUCGCGGCCUUUGAUUGAGCGCCGGAAGGCUUUUUCGCGUGUAUUGGUGCAGAAGCGUUUGCAGAUAGCCUGAUUUAUUAAACAGUACAAAUGUGCGGAAUGAGCGAAUGGGAUCUCAAAAUAUAUUACAUGUACCUCGAGCCACGAUGCCACCUCCGCAAUAUCACUGCACACUCAUCGAAACCACACAAUCUGCGGAGAUGCUCGACUUUGACCUUACUCUGUGAGAGAGUCCUUCUGUCGCGACUGCAUCAACUCGCGGAAGAAUGAGCACCAGCGGAGACUGUCGAAGCCCGACGACUUGGAUCGGUGUCGUAGGUACUGAGCGAAUCCUUGUUUCAAGAAGGGAAUGACUUCGGGAAGGACGGCCG
Vitrella brassicaformis is the source of this 2917-nucleotide messenger RNA. The record is from the annotation of a GenBank genome assembly. Lineage: Eukaryota; Vitrellaceae.